AUGCUUUUGCUCGGCCCCACCAUGUCCACAGACCAGCCCUUGUGGAUUGUGGAUGCCUCAAUUGAGGAGGAGCCUGUAACAACAACAACAACCCCAACUCCUGCAGCACCAUCACCAACAGAGACAAAUAUCCUCAGGGCCUCUCACACUCUUCUGGACAACAUGGUCACCAAUGGCAGCAGAAAUGCUGAAAAAAUAAACCCUGCUGCAUCAGCAAAAGCCUGUGACCCAUGCUCCUCAGGCACUCCCUGGUGGAUCAUCACUAUUGGGGUUUUCAUUGGCAUUCUUGCCCUGGCAAUGUUGUUCUGCCUGGUCAUGUUUCUGAGGAGGAAGAUGCGUGAGAGGCAAUGUGCCAGGGAUGUGAUGCAGGAUGAGAGCAGCAGUGAGGAUUGCUGCCAUGAGAGGACACAGCAGACAUCUUGUUCUUGCUCUGGUAAUAAAGGAAAAGACCAUAAGAAGAAGUGUGAUGAUGACACUGCCUCUGAUGUGUCAGUGAGCCUCAAGAACUGUCCUGCCUUUUUCCAUGGAAACAAGAGUCCGCGUGGAAGUUUUCCAAAACAGGGAGAGCCAAGGACUUUUGGACCACCAAACACCAGGAGGUGCAUGAUGUCAACCAAGGAAUUUUCCAGGAUUGUGCAACCUUUGCAGAGGGAUGAGGUCAUCUUCUCAAGACCUGAGAUAAGCUUGCCACCCAGAGGAUACUUGGGUGGAUAUCCAAAGUUCUGGCCUUGAAUCAAAACUUCUUUCCACAUUUUCUUUUUUUAUUCUCUUCUUUUGCUUGAAUGAACUGCUUCUGACUUCUGAGUGAUACUGCAUUACAUGGGAAAUUGUAUUUC
Notodromas monacha is the source of this 836-nucleotide messenger RNA. Lineage: Eukaryota; Metazoa; Arthropoda; Ostracoda; Podocopida; Cyprididae. The record is from the annotation of a GenBank genome assembly.